GCAGGAAGCUUGACGUCACGUUUGUUUUGGGAGAACGACGGAGACGACAGGAAAAUGGAGCAAAGCGCUGAGGAUUAUAAGCUGAUAUUUGAGAAGGAGGGGGUAUACCUCCACACAAAUGCCAAGAGGAGUAACCAGGACACUAGCAUCCCAGGGUUCAUCCGCAUUGUGGAGCGGGCUGGGCUGCCAGCUCUAGAGUGGAGUCCACUGGAGGAUGACGGUCGCAACGCUCCUGCUGUACUCUACAGCAAAAAGGAUGGUGAAGGAGGGGAAGAGGAUACAAACUUCGACCCAGGGUAUGAGCCAGACUGGGCAGUUAUAAGCACGGUGAAGAAAGAACGAGAACACGUCCCAGUCAAAAAUUCAGGUCAGUGGGCGUUCUCGCUGCCUCUCUCAGAGCUGUACUCUCUUCGGCGGUCUCGGUUCUCCUUGGGUCGCAACUUUCUCGUGCUGACUAGUAGAGGUGGUCACCCACUGCCUCCUUUGCACUUCCACAGAGGAGGAACCCGAGAACUGCUGAGGGCACUUCAGCGCUACAUCAUUCUGGACCCGUCACCACUUGACGGGCGGCUCUUCCUUGCCUACCCCCAGGACUCAGGCACGCUCCCUCAGUCCUUUGAUAGGCUGCAGUUUCUUGAGGAUGGAGGCAAUGAUCUUGUCUCAAGAUUUAUCCAUGACCCGUAUGCCACUACAUUUGGUGGAUUCUCCAAAGUCACAAAUUUCUUCAGGGCAGCACUUCGGCCUCCAGAGUCCCCCAUCCACACACGUACUCCUCAGGAUCCCAGUUUGCCUCCACAGCCGGAUGAAGAGCCCGGAUUCGAACUCAUCACCUGCGGUGUGGAACUUGGUCCCAAACCAGAUGUAACAAGGGGACAGCCUCUGGAUAAGUGGGAGGAGUUUUUGGACUCUGAGGGGCGAGUGACUUGCAAAGAAAAAAUCAAAGAACUUGUGUUCAGAGGGGUAGGACAGGAUGAGUACUUCAGGAUGAAGGUGCAGUGGAAGUCUGUCAGUGAAGAGCAGGAGAUGAGAAACUCCCUCCUCAGAGGAUACAGAAGCCUGAUAGAGAGAGACGUCAACAGGACAGACAGACACAACACUUUCUUCUCUGGGAAUGACAAUCCGGGACUGACCCUGCUUCACGACGUGCUGAUGACUUACUGCAUGUACAACUUUGAUCUGGGUUAUGUGCAGGGGAUGAGUGAUCUUCUUUCUCCUAUCCUGUUCGUCACCCAGAAUGAGGUGGAGUCAUUCUGGUGUCUGACAGGAUUCAUGGAGCUGGUGCACCAGAACUUUGAAGAGUCUCAGGAGGCCAUGAAGCAGCAGCUUCUUCAGCUCAGUAUCCUGCUGAAGGCGCUGGACCCAGAGCUCUGUGACUUCCUGGACUCUCAGGACAGCGGCUCGCUUUGCUUCUGUUUCCGCUGGCUGCUCAUCUGGUUCAAGAGAGAGUUUUCCUUUGAGGAUAUCCUCACACUGUGGGAGGUCCUCUGGACUCGUCUUCCAUGUGAAAACUUCCACCUGCUGAUCGCCUGUUCGAUCCUCGAGUCCCAGCGAGAAGAGCUGAUAGGCUCGAACCAUGACUUCAACACUAUUCUGAAGCACAUUAACGAGUUGACAAUGAAGUUGGACCUGCAGAGCGUUCUGCGUGGAGCCGAGGCCAUCUACCUACAGCUGUUUUUGUGCCAGGAGCUUCCUGUUAAGGUGAAGCAGGUCCUGGGCCUCUACGUCCCACCCAGCUCAGAGGAAGAGAGCCCAGACUCACAGGCCAGCGAGACACAGCGCCUCCUCAGCCAAUCACAGGAAGGAGCUGCAGCUUCCAAUUCAGCGUGUGGCCCCAGCUGCCCUUAAAUCUGAUUAUCAGCUGGUGGACUGACACUCGCUAAGAGAUGUGUAAAAGACAUUUAUAUAUGAAAUAUGUACUAAAUAUUAUCCCAUGGUAUGGAGUGAAGACUGUUGUUACUGAUGGUCAGAGGCAGGGGGCACUGUGGAGGCUCUUUUCUCUCGCUGUGUGUUCAUGAAAGUUACAAUCCAACGUGUUUAAACACUAUAGCCGUACUUGCAGUGCUGUUUUUGUGUGUAUGCUGUCCUCCUCUGUUUCCUCGUCACUUGUUUACAUCUCCUGUUUUCAUGACACUUUUGCUUCUGCUUUUACUUAUUAUUUAACUAUAUUAAUUCGUUUAUCCCUUGAUUACGUUUCAGUUUAUUUUGUGUUUUCUUACGGUCCUCUCACCACUCCUCCUGUAAAGGGAAAUAGACGAAGCAUAAACUCACUGGCAGUAUUUUGCUAGUACUGUAAGAUGCCAUUCCAGCCCUAUGCAAAGGUUGUGCAUGCCUUAUAGGUUCCACAUGCCACUUUGGUAAUAUUAAGCCUUGUAACUAUAUGUAUGAUGUUCUAGCAUUUUCAUCUCGUUAUUACCAAAUAAAUGGUUGAAUCAUAA
Neolamprologus brichardi is the source of this 2435-nucleotide messenger RNA. NCBI's taxonomy places the organism in Eukaryota, Metazoa, Chordata, Actinopteri, Cichliformes, Cichlidae. The record is from RefSeq and is a predicted model, not a curated record.